Cryptotermes secundus is the source of this 11427-nucleotide messenger RNA. RefSeq lists its product as uncharacterized. Lineage: Eukaryota; Metazoa; Arthropoda; Insecta; Blattodea; Kalotermitidae. The transcript is spliced from 10 exons. The coding region runs from base 890 to 7996 and encodes 2368 amino acids. The record is from RefSeq and is a predicted model, not a curated record.
GUUACUGGAGAAAGGCAGGAUGUGUUGGUUCCAGUGCAAUGGUUUUAAGCUACCUCAAUAUACAAAAAAUUACAGUUGCUAGUUUUAAAUGACUCGAGGUACUGAAUACAGUUAGCCGCGAAGCUGAUGGAUUGCAAGGUCAAAAACCGGCGUUAAGAUUUUUUGUUCCUUUUAUCUUAGCUGUCAUGAAUUUGGAAUAUACUAAAACAUGUAUGAAAUACUCACAGUUCUUUAGAUAUGAACAGACUAUUUCAUAUUGAAAAGCGUUAAAUAAUAUAGAAAGCCAUGUGAAUAUAGACAGUCAAUAAUUGGCGAAAGAAAAGAAAAGAAAACAAGUGCCAAUCAAACACUUUAUUUCGGUAAGAAAAACGAACACUUUUACGUCAUAUGGCGAAAGCAGGAGGAUGUGUUAUCAACACUGCCUACGCACGCGACACCUACCUAUUAGCGCCUACUAGUUCUGAACUAAUAUCAACACACCGGAAUUGUUCAAGUUAUUAGUGCUACAGUGCAGUAAUAGUGGUAGACGGUUAUAUCUUCUUGAAAUCAACUGUACGAAAAAAGAGAUACACGCCACGAAGUAAUCGAGAGCUUUAGCCGACUGAUGCUGCAACCCACGAACGAGAGUAGAAACUGCUCGAAUAUAGGUCCAGAGGUCGACCAUUCUGGACAAAUGAAAUUAGUGCAGUUUGCAUCGUUCUCAAAUCCACAUAGAAGUUAAGAGCUGAAGGCUAUCUAUCAAAUGUGCAGCACUAAUAACCAGUUAGCUGAUUGCCUAGUACUGGAGCAACUGGAGUAGACUAUCAUCAUUUCAUAUUGACAGAUGUCACUUUGUGAGGAUGACAUGACUGUAGUGGGGAUUCCAUCAGCUGAGUGAAGCAGACGGCAAAUGGAGGUGAUUCCAUCUACAGGUGGAGGGAGUGGGGCGAUGCCUUUCCAGCGGCACAACGUGGAGGAAUGGUCGCGCCUGGACAGCCUCACGGGUAUGCUGGAGCACGCCAGGGUCGAGUCGGGGCAUUGGGCGGCCAGCACUUCCAAUAGCAGCCAGCAGUACGGCAAGGUAGUAGAUUCCCGCACCCGUAACCUUGCCGAUGGGAGUGUGCAGCAACGGCAGAGGAAGCAACUGGAAGUGUUUCAGGCUCAGGUUCCCGGAGGGUCACUCCAAGUGAUACGAACCAAAAGUGUGACGAGCACCAAUUCCAGCAGUACCUCCUGGAGAGCACCCUUGCACAGUGACAUCAAUCUGCCUUCUGAGUUUGAAAACCUACAGUUGCCUGUGAAUCCUUUAGACAUAAGUUCUCAGAAGACAAAGGCCAGCAUAGGUCGUAGUGGAUCUAUUGGAAGUCGUCGUCCGCCAUCAAGACCUCGUAGUAUCACCAACAAAGUUGACAGUGUCAUUUCUGAAGAAAAUUUACUUCCAAAUGCUGAGAAGAAGGAUGUGGACCAACGCCUUUCAGAUGUGUCAAGGAUAUGUCAAAAAAUUCAUGAGGAAGCUAAAAGGAGUAUGUCAAAUUCUUUUCCUUGUUCAGUGCCAGAGCCAUCCUCAAAACUGACCAGUCUGAAUGAUAAUAAAGUGAUCAGAACAGAAAACAUAAAUAGAAAAGACAGCACUGAUGGCAACAGAUAUAGUUGCAUAAAGUCAGACAAACAGAAUUCAUUUAAUGCAUUUGAUGCUUUUGUAGACAAGACAAAGAAACCAGGUGAGAUUGUGUCUAAUGGGCUUGUUCAUGCUAUUAUAACAAGAAAUAAGAGUUGUUCUACUGAAGAUCUAAAAAAUAAUGAUUAUAAUGAAAAAGAAAGGCUAAAUGAGGGGAAGGAAAGUUCAGUAGACUUGAUUAGAACUUUGGGUGUGAGGCGAUCAUUUCAGUUGCCAAAUAGAGGAUAUAAUUCAGAUAUUCCCAGUGGAGAUAUCAGUAAGCUUCACCAAGAAUUAGAGGACAAAAAGAUAUUGGACACUAUGAAGAAUAACACUACUAAUUUUGAAGCUUUUGAAAAUGUCUACAGGUAUGGCACUGUCUCGGCAAGAAACACUUCCAUGUUCAGUGGAAAUAACAGGCAAGCAUGUAUUGUUAAUUCACUGACAGAUAAAUCAGGAAAUGGGAGUGAACUGGAAGGAUUCUCCAUGAGAGUUGACUCAACUAAAGGUUCUCCACACAAACGCCAUUCUUUUGUUACUGUAGAAUCUUUGAAAGAAGUUCGAGGCCGACUGAGACACCUUAGCACACCUCCAGCAGAUGUCAUUCAACUCCCAAAUAGUAGUAAAUGUGAAAAAAGAUAUGUGGAAGAUAGUGAUGAUGGAAUUGUGACUGAAGAUUUCAACAAGACAGUCUCAGGAAUGAAUCUUGGGUCAACAGAGGAAAUUCAAACAUCUCGUGUGAAAUCAUAUGUGUAUGACAUGGAAGCUAUAGCAAAUGAGCAAAGCAGUACACAUAAAUCUACUGCUGGCACUGGAAGCCUAGAACUGAAUAGGUCCAGCAGCAGCAGUGGAAACCGAUCUGAAGAAUGGUACAACAGAAGAAAAUCAUACGGCUUUGAACAGGUCCAUAACCAGCAGGCUGAUAACCAUUCGCAACCAGUGACAUUCCAAGAGAGAAGCAGAGUAGAGUCAUCAACUGACAGUGGUAUUUGUAGGUCUUCUGAGACAGUAAUCCCAUCAUCAUGGACCUCAUUUAACAGGGAGAAGGCAAAUGACAAAAUCUGUCACAACAAUUUUAAAGCAAACCACAGUAUUAAAAUAAAACAGGAUAGUGAUGACAGAAGAUUUAUAGAAACAGAAAACAGAGGGAAUGAGAGUAAUUCUCAGAAAGGAAGGAAGAUAGUUGUGACUCUGGGAAGUGAUAAUGAAGGCAUUAGAGGUGGAAUGCAUGUGAAUGGAAGCAGCAUAAUGGAAAGUAGUCCCACGAUUGUAUCAAACAGCUGGAGAAGUGGGUAUGAUGCCAAAGCACUCAACAUUUUGACUACGGGCACAAGCAAUAGAAGUUCCCAUCGCCUUACAGAUCCAUUAACUGUAACAAUUCCAAUUGUUCCUGAUGAUUCGUUCAGUAGUAUUGAUGGAAGUGUUUUUACAGAUGCUAGGAAACGCUACUUAAAACAGUUUCCAGAAAAGGCAAAUGUGAGCAUAGAAAAUGGAUGGAGGAAUUCUGGAACUUUCAUUACAAGUAGAAAUGAGUGUCUCCAGAAAAAUCUUUCAGAUGAAUCAAAAACACUCGCAGCUAGGCGAGAGUUGAUUCUGAAACACAGUGGAGGAAAUGGUUGGUCUGCUGCAUCCAGACAAACAGACAGUGAAAUAAAAAGACAUUCCAUUGCUGUUGAUGAAUCAAAGUAUGUUAAAAAGGAUCUGAAAUGUUAUAAUAUAUAUGACAACAGAACAGAACACUUUAAUUUUGAAAAUGGGUUCAAAACAAGUUCUACUGGUAUUCCAGAUGUUGAAAAAGACACUGGUCUGAAUCCUUCUAAUAAAGAAGAAGCACUGCCUCUUCAAAAGGAAAUGUGUAAUAAAAUACAAACUUCAACUGGAAUGUCCCAGGAUGGUAAUGAUUCUAAACCUGCUCCACUUGCCUUUGAAAAUGAUUAUGGUGAUGAACUCUUGCUUCAGAAUCAUCUAGCAGGUAAAAAACACAAGAAGGUAGAGUUCUGCAAAACUGAGGUCCACUUUGCUGCUGAACCAGGACGUUUUAACAUAGUUGAAACAGAUGAGAAGCCUCCACCAAACAAUAUUAGGAGAAGGAGACGUACCAGUAGUGGUACAAUUUUAGUCACCCCUCACUUACAAGAUGCCAAUAGAAUCAGCCUUCCUGAAAUUCGCUUUGGAGAUUCACCAUAUGAAAAGAAACUGCUUGGUGGGACUGAAUCUAAAAAUAAUUCCCACCAGAUCGCUGUCAGUGUAGACCCCUUUAAUAAAAGCGAUUUAAAUCAAUCAGAACCUAUUACACCUGCUUCAGGGUCUCCUUCUGGUUUUCAAGAUGAUGCAGAUAAAGAUGAUAAUAUUUUUACAUUAGCAAAUGCUACUAUCCCUUCAACAAUGGGGCAGGAUACUUUGGAAAUGGGAGUUCAUAAUACUGAUGAAGAUGUUUGCAGUGAUUCUAACUCCUUGCAGCCAAAUUCUUUAGGUUCAAUUUCCCUAUGUAAUAUGAUGCCUCGUAGCAUAUUAAAAAACAAUAAGAAACCACGCCCUUUUCACUUGGGUGAGACAGAUGAAGAUAUAUUGAUGUCAAGUGUAAGCGAGAAGUCUGAGAGAUCAAAUGAAGAUGCUGAAGUAAAAUGGGGUGUAAGACUUAAGCCUGUACAGAGCAGAGAAUCACCAGCGCCUUCAACAUCCUCAUGGAGAUCUACAGUCACACUACAUAAUCCAAAGUCUGAUGCUCAAAGGCAACAAAAUUAUACUCCAGCACUGAUACUGAAGGAUGUGAGGCUUUCAUCCCCACAGAGCUAUGAGGAGGCGACACAUCUCAGCAAACCACUUAAGUCCCUUCAACCAUCUUUUCAGAAAAUGCCUGCUGUGGGUGCUCUUGGGGCACCAAUUGUGCCAAAAACUCCAUCCACAGAUUCUGUUGGGACAGGCAUGGAAUUGAAAAUUUCAAUGGGUCUCCCACUUUCUGUUGCUGAGAGGGUCCGUCGGGUGGAGGAUCUACAGCAUGCUGCUUUGGAAACCAGAGGGUACUCAACCAGAGUGAACUUUGGUGCUGGAGAAACCACAGUCAUAGAGAGCAGAUCAUCUAAUGAGCAGCAGACGCAGUCCACGCCAGCAUCCCCCAAAUACCAACCAAAUAAUCGACCAAAACCAGUUUGGCUUCAGAGGGAAGAACGAAGACAAGAAGCUAUGCAACACUGUGAUAUCAGGAGUCAGACAGCUUCAGAUAAAGGGCUUGUAGUCCAUAUCUGUAAAAAUGAUGGAAGUAGUCAUGAAGAUGGUCAUGGAUCCCUACAUUCCAGCAUGAAUCCUGAGGACUAUUCCAGAACUGAAGACAUCAAUGGAAGAAACGCAAAGAGAACCACAACAAUCUUCAUAGAUCUUUCUCCAGAUUCAUCAGAUAACCAUGUUACAAAAGUGGGAUUAGUUCAAAAUGAGAUGCUGAAAAUAUCAGGGAAUGAAGAAUGUAGUAAAUCAACAGGAACUUUGCGGUCACCUUCCCUUAUCAUGAAAACAAUCAACAAUUCAUCACAGGCUCAAGAGCAAGAAGAAAACAAAGGGGAAAAUUCUAAUCAACACAUGCAAGGAAAGAAAGGAAUUACCAGCAAUAGUAUCAAUACACAAACUGGAGCCCCUGUUGCUGCUCCAAGGACCAAUAAGAUGUAUAUUCAGUCACAAAACUUUACAAAUAGAUGCAGAAGCAAUUUAUGUGCCAAAAGUGAAGAAAACAAUAUAAAUAGUAAAUUAUUUGUAAAGAGACCUUGCAUAAACUCUCAGGGUGAAGAUGAUAGAAAUACAGAAAUUCUGGAAGCUUCCAGCCAGCUAGCUGCUCUGAAAGAACUGUAUUAUAGCACAGAGCUGAGCGAUGAUAGUGAGCGUGCAGAUGAAGAAGUUCGGUCAUACAUGAGUGGUGGUGGAGAUGAAGAUGAUAGGGAUCAAGAUGAAGAAUCAAGUAGCGUGGUAUCUGGCAGCUGGAGCAGAAUGAGGGCCUUUCGCAAUAUUCACCAUCAUUUCCACAAGUUCAACACUGGCCACAAAGAUCAUGCUGAUGGUUCACCCAUGUUGAAGCUAGACAGCAGUAAAGAACCUUCUCUCCAGAGGUCUGUCACUGAAGCUAUGUUGCCAUCUUAUAACAAUUCUGGUCGUUUACGUGAGGUGGAGACGUUGGUUAGCACCCAUUCAGGGCAUCCCAAAAUUACGUCUAUAUCACUGCGGUAUGAAGGAGAACAGGACAACGAUCAAUUGCCCAAAGUCUGUGAUAGAAAUCCUGACUGUGAUAGGCAUCAAGCCACCUUCCAUAGUUUGCCUUCCUCUAAGAAGGGAAGUUUAUAUACAACUGAAUUCAAGCAUCCUACAGAUUUUGAAGGGAAUCUAUCUUCUACCACAGUUUCUAAUAAAUCCUACAAGUCACUAUUUUCUCAGCCAAAUGGGAAUUCAAACUCAAGUAAAUCAUUAUUUACACAAAAACAAAAGAGAUUGUCACCAAGUUUCGUUGAAUCUCCAUUUCAACCAGAAAGGGAAACUUCACAGUUUAAAACCAGUGAAAAAGAUUAUGAAAAUUUAAAUCCAAAGAGUACAACAAGAAAUAACUGUGACCCUUUGGACACAGAUCGAACCAUGUUUUUGCUUGGAAGGAAAGUACGCCACCCAGAGACAAAUGAAUUCUUCUCAAAAGGCAGUGGUAAACAAGAGUCAGGUCCUACAGCCCCAUCAGACAAAAGAUUAUCAAAUAACAGAAGGUCUCUCUCUCCUGUAAUGAAUAAAAUGGGGCAUAAAGUUCAAGAGAAGAAGCAAUUUCAUUCUUCUGUUCUGACAGAACACAGAGCUUGUGGUUCUGGCAAUUCUUCAGAUGCCAUCAGAAGCAUAAGGAACGAGAAUGAAGACAUAAAGAAGGAGAGACUCAAUAUCACAGAGGAAGAAACAAAGAAGGGAAGUUGUUUUCAUUCAAAAACAUUAUCAAAUGAAAAUCACAAGCCACUGGAAGGAAGUGAGGAACGUACUAAAAUUAGUGAUCAUUAUAGCAACAGAGAGAAGAGGCAUAGUCAAAUGAAGUCUACUUGUUCUAUAUCUACAAAACGUGAUAGGUCAUUGAGCCCAAGUGAAAUAGUACAUCCACAUACAGGUUUGCCUGGUAACAAGUUGACCAUGUCACCUCUGUAUGAAAACUUGAGAAUGCUGGCUGUAGAACCAACUGCAAAAUCUAAUAGUCAGAAUGUGAUGUCUGAUACAGUAGAAACAGAAUCUGCUAUUUUGGAAGAAUUGACACGGGCAGCAGACCAGAUCCUACAGGCUGUGAAUGGCUACACAGAUGAAGAGUCUUACAAAGCAAGUAGUGAUGAGCCUGAUGAUGAAAUUGUGAAAGAUGGCAGGAAAAGAAGAGGAAACAGAUGUGGGAAAGUGCGAAGACCAUCAGUCAGCCUUGGUACAAUCACAGAAGGCGCAUCUUCUAAAAAGCAUCAAGAAACAGGGAACAGCACUUCAGAAUUAUAUACCCAUAAAAGUACAGCCAGUGGUAGGAAGAGCCACCAGCGCUUAACAAAGACACGUCUACUUCCCACAUCUUCGACAUCUUCAGUGGAGAGUUUGACAAGAGAAAUCCCUCAAGUGCAGACAAGAGCACUGUUGAAACAGAAAGGCACAAGUAGUAUCAAUAAUUGUAACAAAAGCAGGGUGUCAAGUAGUUCAACAUCUAGCACAGCCGUCAAGCCUAGUUGCAGGACAGUGAGACUGUUGCAGCGUGCAAGUAGUCGUGAACUGCUAUUGCAGACUUAUGCAAGUUCCUCUGAAGAUGUUGCAUCAGGUGUCGAGGGAGGUAACAACAGGAAACCAAUGGUUCCACGACGUACAAAAAUUCAUAACACCAGCAAUAAUAAGACUGAUCAUGCUAAAACUAAUUUAAAGAAAAAUACAAUAUCACCAGAUUCUCAUCCCUCACCAUCAGCAACUGCACAGCCAAGAAAGAGAGAAGCAGACAUUAACAAACCCAGAGAAAGAUUUCCUGGGUCUACUAACAAAGCCGUUCCUUUGGCAAGGAAGGUGAAUGGUGAUGGAUCAGGCAGCCCAAGUGGAGUAAAGCACCAUACUUCCAGGACUAGAGAGGAUGAGAGGCAUCAAAGGGGAAGUAACAGGCCUACAACUAGGAGAGACAAUACAGAUCUCAGACACAGAGCUCAAGGAGGGGGCACAACAACACUGGAGCCAGGUGGUUGUGAUAAGAAGGAGAGGGCUGUCAUAUAUGAACGACAUGUGAUGGGAACCAUGGGUGGUGUCAAUCGAUCUUCUGCUUCAUGCACCGUGACCAAGAAGAAACCAGGCUUGGCUUCUAGUCACAGAAAAGGAUUCCGGCAGAUAAAAGCAACAAAAUGAGUUCUGUGGAAGAAAUUAUUUUUAUUCCUGAUAUUACUCAGAUCUCUGAGGAACUAGGCUUCUAACCUUGUUUUCAAUCUUUCUUUUUAAUAUUUGUGACAAUAUUUGUUUUGAGGUGAACAGAGCAAGUAUUGUAUAAAUAUUAAGUAUUUAAGUUUUUCAUAUUUCAUUUGUUUGAACUGCAAACAUACAUUUCAUUAAGUUAUAUGAUAUGAAGUGCUUACUUAAUCCCUCUGCUUCAUAACUGUAUCUUCAUAGAAUUUAUAGUUCAAAAAUAAAUAUUCAGUUAAAAUCUGUUGUAAUGAUACAAAAGAAACAUGAUAUUUUUUGUUAUAAGCAUCCUCAAAACCCUUCAGCAUAAGGAUUUGUUCUUUAUUGAUUUAUUCAAUGACAGUGUGCCCACAAUUGAAGUUAUAUAUCAUUGACUGAGAAAUAACAAGCAAAUAAUGAAACUAAGGAUGUAGGAGGAAGUGACUUGUUACUUUCCUAGCAUUUGUUUUGAUGAACUGAGGAAAAUUGUGAAGAAAUCUGUUAGAAUAUUAGCUCCAUAGAUUGUGUUUCAAACUGAGGACAUUCCUCAUUUGAAUCAAGUAUGCUGGUUAUUAUACAGAUGCAGCAGUGUCAUUUUUACUCAAAAAUAUAGGGGGACCAUAUUUGCAUGUAAUAUCAGAAAGUCACCAUGAAAGCUGACUCAAGAGAUAAGGCUUCUGACUUGUAUUCAGGAAGUUCUAGAUUUAAAUCUCACUUUGGGUACUGACUGCCCUGACUUAAAGUUCUUGUGGUUUUUAUCAGUCCCUCCAAACAAAUGUCAAGAUAAUGCCUUAAGUUUUAUCAUGAGCGUUUUCUUCCACACCCUUUUCACUUCGUUAUUCAAAAUCAUCCAGUCAAUCAAUGCUGUAUGGUCUUGGGUUAUUGAUAGCUUUGUUAAAUAAGCUACUAAUAAACAAAUAAAUAAAGCCAGAGUCAAGAAGGCUAUUUAUUUUCAAAUAAUUUAUGUGAAGAUUAUUAACAGUUAAAUUGACAGUCUUGACUUCGUUCUAAUAUAAAUUUUAUUUACAUGAGCAAACAGUAAGUUCUGGGAAGGAGAAGUUAUGAUACCUGUUUCCUUCUGAUGCAUCAGUAAUGUUGAGGAUAGCAAGAAUUAUAAAUUAGCAAGCCUCUUAUACCUGUAUAGCCAUCCAUUUCUGAUUACAAUUCACUGUAGUAAAAAUUAAGGUCUUGCAUGUCAUACUGCAAUAUCAAAGUUUAAUGCCAUCAUCAUAUUUUUAAUUGUCAAAAACCUAAAGUUGCCUAUUAAGAUGUGUGAGAGAGUGAAGCUAACAUUUGCUAGUAGAUGCAGAUGACUGGUCAACAUUGUACUGUGCCUACAUUUUACCCCCUUGGGGGAGAGGCUUCAGUACCCAUUGGAUAGGAAGUUGGAUGGACACUAAUGCUAGUUUAAACAUAAUGGGGAAGAGAAAGCAUCCUGUCACUGCUAGAUAUUGAAACACAUUUGGCUACCUAAUGGUCAGAGAGCAUAGUGACUGAACUUUCCUAGUUCAUAUUUGCAAUUGUUAACACAUAAAGAACAGUUCAUAUUGCAUUUAUAAGUAUAUUUAUUGUCUAUCUGCAUACAAAUUAUCUCCAGUAGUUCAUUAGCUAUCACCAUUAAUCCAACACCUCUAUAUAAAUUAUGUUCAGCCACAAUAUUGUAUUACAUUCUACAAAAAAGAAUCAUGAGAAAAGUUGCACAUUUUUCAAAGGUCUGUCACUACACAGUUUCACGUUCCCAUACUAUGGUGCCAGUAAUAAUGCUAGUACUAUUCUACUCAUAAGUUACCAUGUUGGUAUCACUGAGAGUAGGAAAUUUAGAACACACAAAUUGAGUGUGGUCCCCAGUGGCUGACAUUUAUAUCAGGUUACAUGAAAAUCUAUCAAUUGGCUGAAAACCUAAUUUGGGGAGGAGGGGGGUCAGAGUGUCAGGUAUACGAAGGUGAUAAUGGGUACAUGAGAACAUCAUAAAACUUGGAAAUACAUCCCUCCAUGCUGGGUGAAAUAUAUCAGGGCAUGUCCCUCUGCACUAAGGCUGGUAAAAUAAACUUUAUAUUGGAAAUGUUACAAUAAAUCUAGUAUUCUUUUAAAUAGUAAUCAAGAUUUAAUUUUGAGCAAUAUCUUUAUAACUUAGUUCAACUACAUUGCUAUAAUCUGAAAAUUAUAGAAGUAGUGGCUAAGGAUUAUUUUUAAUUAGCAAUUGUAGUGCGAACUACUGUAUUCAGCCAUCUUUCUUUCAUAUGGCUCCUCUGAAUUCCAGGUUUAGGGAUGCACAUUUGAUAGCAUAAUGAUGUUGAGGAUUAUUAAUGACAGUCCCUCUAUGAAGAUAAAUGCAGUGAAACGCCUUUAUAGAAUUUUGCUGGAGACAAAGAAUUUUGAAAUGUGAGGAAAACAAUCUCUAUUAGUAAGAUUUGAGGCUUUCUUCAAUCUCUGUUAGAUUUCUCUAGUAUCUGAACACAAAUGGUCAGCAUUUCAUCCUUCCACACCAUCCUUCCCUCCUACCCCAAGUAGCUGAAUAUGCCAUUAAAUCUUAUUCUCAGCAAGUUCUUUCCAAUUAACAUUUCCAUAACCAGUUUUCAUAAGAUUGAUUUUAAUAUUACUCUAACCUGUCUGUCUCAGUUUUCCAUGAUUCAGUUUAUUAUCCUAUCUGCAUUUUUUGUUUUAUCCAUCAGUCACUCAUCAGAACAUCUAAAAAAUAUAUUUACUUUAUGUAAUCAAGAUAUGAGAAAAAUUUGUUCUGCCUUAUUUGUAUGUAUGAAUGAAUGUAUAAGGGGUGGGCCUUCUCAGCCCUUGCACCGCGACCUACAGUGGUCUAUUGAUGGGAGUUUAAUAGAAAUGUUACCAUAGAUCGAGGUAAAAUACAAACCCACCUAUAGUUAGAAUUACAUGAAAUGUACCAGCUGGGCUGCCAAGACUCAAGUUAGACAACUGGUAAAAUUUUAAAAUGUUGGCCACUCUAUAAAUAUGUAAUUAAUACUUUCUUAGUGUUUAUGAAUGUGGUGAACACCAGGUUCAGAAUCCAUGUUAGACUGUCAGCCCUAUCUGUUGGGCACAAGCUUCCUUACCACCCCAUUAAUGGGACAAACCAGAAUCAUAUACGGAUUACAUUAGCAGGCAUGAGAAAUAAAGAGAUUAUAACUGGAAGCAUUAGAAGAGAAAUGGGUCCCUAUAAAUACUGUUAUCCCUAUGACUUACUCAGGUUUACUGUAAUUUGUUGUCAUGUUUCACCACUGGUUAGAACUACAGAUUGAAUAUGACAUUUAUUUUUCUUGCUUUGCUAGUAUUUCUCCUUUCUAUAUUAAUAGUGCUACUACUGUCAGUCUGAUAUUUAAAUUGUUUCAAUUAUUCUUGUGUUGCUGUAUCAUCAUAAACUAAUAGGGAAAUAAAUGUUAUUAACUUCA